AAAAGAGGCAGGGGAGGGAGGAAAGCGAAGGAAAAAGGAGAGAGGAGGGGCAGUGACGGAAGGAGUGAAAGAGAGGAGUGCCGUGAAGCAAGCAUGAGGUUUUCACUUUCCAUUCUCCCCUCAGCAGCAGUCAGAUGAGUCCUUGCAGAGCUACAAGAGAAGUGCCUUCUUUUGCUGACCCCUUUGGCUGUUUGGCUCCACUGAAGCCGCCUCUGCCUCCGUGCCUGUCCAUGUCUGCUGAAGUUUCCAGCCACACCAGGAGCCCCAGGAACGCCAGUACUGCCAGCCCCGUCCACUGAGCCAGUCUCCCCAUCACUGACACCUCCCUCCAUCUCCUGGUCUGUCUGCCAGCCAGACCUCUCUCCAUCCAUGCCACUCAGCCCCUCCUCUGUGGAAGUCAUCCACUCCUCCCUCCACUGCAGACAGAGCUUGAUACUGGAGACAGACAGCUUUUAUCAGCUGCUGUGAGAGGAAGGAGAUUGUCUCUUUUGCUGUCCCCUCCACUACAGCUUUCUCUUCCUCAUCCUCCUCGUUCUGUUCCUCUUACUUCUCCUUCCUCCUCUCCUCCAGCCCCGCGCCUUUUCAUCAUGGGCCAACUCGAUCGAUAAUGUGUUUUGCCAUUCGUCUCAUCUGACAGUUCAGCCAAGGAGCGAGGCGAUAGAGAGGACUGGUGUGCGUGUUUGAGAGAGAGAGAACCAGAGAGGGAGAUUACAAAGCAAACCUCUGUGGCCGUCACCAGCCCAGGCCCUGGGUGACAGGCGGUAAAGGAUUCUUAUUACAGCCACAAGCAGACUCUUAGGAUGGGCUGCAGGUGGUAGUUGAGUCCCAGGCCUCACGGGCUUCACCUCAGAAUCAGAUCCUGGGGGAAAAAAUAACCUCUUAAGACCGUCUUUUUCCCAUGUCCUUUACCUCUUCUUUCUCAUCGUUUGUCCCAGUGUUGUUAAAAACACACAGACACAUACAUAAUUGCAUUUGCUGGAUACCUACCCCUCUCAAUCGACCCCUCCUGCCUGGUUCAAAAUGGCGGUGAACGUGACGCCGAUCCGGGACACAAAGUGGCUGACGCUGGAGGUUUGUCGGGAAUUCCAGAGAGGAACGUGUUCACGACCGGACAGUGAGUGCAAGUUCGCCCACCCUGCCAAGAGCUGCCAAGUGGAAAAUGGCAGAGUCAUUGCUUGUUUUGACUCACUCAAGGGUCGCUGUUCCAGGGAGAACUGUAAGUACCUGCAUCCUCCUCCUCACCUAAAGACCCAGCUGGAGAUCAAUGGAAGGAACAACCUCAUUCAGCAGAAAAACAUGGCGAUGCUGGCCCAGCAGAUGCAGCUUGCCAAUGCCAUGAUGCCAGGCACACAACUACAGCCGGUGCCCAUGUUUUCAGUCACACCCAGCCUUGCAACCAAUGUCAAUGCUGCUGCGGCGGCGGCUGCUGCGUUUAACCCCUACCUUGGCCCUGUGUCGCCCGGCCUGAUGCCUGCUGACAUCUUGCCCAGCGCCCCUGUACUGGUCACCAGCAAUCCCAGUGUCCCUGUACCAGCUGCUGCUGCUGCUGCUGCUGCUGCACAGAAACUCAUGAGGACAGACAGGCUGGAGGUAUGUCGGGAAUACCAGCGGGGUAACUGCACACGUGGGGAGAACGACUGUCGCUUUGCCCACCCUGCAGACAGCACUAUGAUUGACACCAAUGACAACACAGUCACUGUGUGUAUGGACUACAUUAAGGGCCGCUGUUCAAGGGAGAAAUGCAAGUACUUUCACCCUCCGGCUCACCUGCAGGCCAAGAUCAAAGCCGCCCAGCACCAAGUCAACCAGGCUGCGGCUGCUGCAGCCAUGACUCAGUCGGCUGUCAAAUCACUGAAGCGACCCCUCGACGCAACUUUUGACCUGGGGCUCCCCCCGGUCUUGCCUCCUUUACCAAAGAGACCUGCACUUGAAAAAGCCAACGGUGCCACCACUAUGUUCAAUGCUGGUGUAUUCCAGUACCAACAGGCCCUGGCCAACAUGCAGUUUCAGCAGCAGACUGCCUUCAUACCAUCAGGCUCGAUAUUGUGCAUGACACCUGCAACAAGUGUUGUACCCAUGAUGCACGGUGCUACUCCAGCCACUGUGUCUGCAGCCACCACAUCUGCCACAAGUGUUCCCUUUGCAACUGCAACAGCCAAUCAGAUUCCAAUAAUAUCUGCAGACCAUCUGACUAGUCACAAGUAUGUGACCCAGAUGUAGGAGUCUCAAUCAGAACAAGGGAACUGGAGCGUGCUGACGUGGAGUCCAAGAUUAGCGAUCACCCUUCAUGCCUGUAACAUCAAGAGCAAAACAAAGAACCAAAUCUCAUUGGGUUUGGAAUAAAUCUGCAUGUUAACAUAGGAGGCACAGUUUGUUAGGAUUGUUUUCAUGUGUACUUCAUGCACACUAUUACACAACAUCAGAAAAGAACAUAAUUUGCAUUAAAGACUGCCUUUCAUUCCGUAGAGGCAACUUACCUUUAUUCACCGGACACACUUUGAAUGUUAACAUGACGUAAAUGUGUGGCGAAAAUCAAAAAAAAAAAAAAAAACUGGCUGGAUUGGUACGUCCAUUGACCAAGAAUCACAACUUCUGUUUGUUUAUUGGUUGUUGGUCUUUGACCUAAAUGUGUUGAUUUGUUUACACAAUAGUGCACCUUGUAUUUCAGUUAAGGUAAAAGAGAAUCUGACUGAAUCACAUAUGCAUGCACAAUGAUUUUUUUGUUUUGUUUUUUUUAUGAUUUUAUUUUUGUUACAACCAGUGACAAGGGAAAUAACACGAGUGCACUCAGAGGCAAAAUAGCAACUGAAUGUCUGUGAGGUGUCUUUCAAACCUUUGUAGCCUACCUUUCUAUCUCUUAAGCACAUGUCUUUAACCUUGCAGGCAUCCCUGCAAAGUGCCAUACAUCUCAAAACACAUGAAUGGUAUUUAAGCAGUGUUACAAAGUGUUAAAAUCAACAAUUCCCUUUAAUAAAUCUGUUUUGUUUUUGUUUUUUCUCUUGGACAGCAGCAUGCAGCGUCCAAUGUCAUGCCCUGUCAUUACCUGUGAUUCCGAUUACCUUCCCAAAAUUGUCUGCUUUACUCAAAUCUACUGAAUAAGUAGUUUUUGUUUUUUCUUUGGCUUUGUCGUUUAGACAGGAAAAGACAUCUCUCCAUCAUCAUUAAGUUUACUGACUCUAAACAUCAGAUGAGUCAUAUGUGUGUGUGUGGGGGGGGUCUCGGCCAGCACGAGAGACCAAAGACUCUCCUCUGAUGAAGAUGUUGUGAUUAAUAGCUUCGAAACAACAGGGCGAUCGGUUGCUAUCCAAACUGCUGUGAGACAGACGUCAAAAUCGAUAGUGCAGCUGGUGAUGGAUAUGUGAUUUGUAUGCCAUGAUUUGUUUUUAUGGUUAAGUAGAUUCAGUGUAGUGUACAUAUAGUCUAACAUAUUUAAGAACAUUUGUUUAAUACGUCUACCUGAGAACUGUUUUCAGAUAGUCAGCCAAAGUCUUUUUUGUGUCACUGUUACUAGAUAUUGUAGGUGGACUAGUGGGACAAAAUUCUUGGAAAUGUGAGGAUGGCAUCGUGCAAGCCCAAAGAAAGAUCGGGUGUAAAGAGCAGGUGUUCUAGAAGAACUCUUUGUUUUUGUUGUUGUUCUGGGUGUUCUUCAGGCAUAUUUGAUUGGUGGAUAGUACAGGGAAAGUGGCAAGAAUAAAUAAAUAAAAAAAAAACACGAUUGUAUUACUCAUCCAAAGCCUUAGAAUGUACCAUCGGGUCAGCACAAUGCAACAUGCCAUUUUGAACCAUCCAGUUGCCUAAUCCACGCCAUAUUAACACACACACACACACACACACACACACACACACACACACACGCACACACACACGCACACACACAGAGCACUAUGUAAUUGUCACUUUGUUGUCAGUGUUUUCUUAACUUUCUUGUAUUUUUUCCUUUAGAUGAGGAGUGUUUUUCUUUGUUUUGUUUGGAUGACAUUUUGAUAUUUAGUUCCGAUUUUUAGUUUUGCUUAUUCUAUUUAUCUUUCUUAUAAUGAAUAUAAGGUAAAAGUGUGUGUUUGCGUGUUCCUCAUGCACAGUUUCCUGAAAUUCCAUGUAAUGUUAAUUUUAGUAUGAUUAUGAUUGUAAACUCAAUAUUUUCUACGUUAUGCAUAUUGUUGAACUGUAUGCAUAUUGUUCAUUUCUCUAGUCUUUUUUGUGUUCUUUGAACAAAGAUGUUUUAUAUGAGUAUCUAACAGUGAUGAAAUAAUAGAACUGAGAGGCUAAGUUGUCACUGUGGCAACCAUCGCCAAUAACUGAGUAAUAUUUUAAAUGAUUGUAAGGUUUGUAACUAGUCAUAUAAGAAAAAAAAAGACUAUUAUAAAAAUCUAGUUCUUAGAUGUUUAGAGUAAAGAUGUUAUUUUCUACUGUAUCCAUUUCAAAUAGUAACUAUUGUUUUAAUAUUUUUACUCUCCCUGGAAAUUGGGCCAUGUUGGAAAACAAGCUGCAUAUUUGAUCACUUUUUUGGGGGCGUUGCUGGCGGGGUCAGGUGAACGCGGUGAGUAAGGAAGUGAGUCUGCACACUCAUGUCUUACUUAGCCAAACAGCAAACAGCCAGGGUGGGGUGGGGAAUCUCGAGGCGACAAAGGUGAUAAAGGUUGACUUUUUUGCACUUCUGUACAUAGUCAAAAAAGAGAGAAUCAUGUAUAUUGAGAUCUUAUUUUGAAUAAAAAAAAAAAUAAUAACGACAAGGAAUUUUGCUAGGAUAACAAAAAAAAAUCUUAUGAAAGGCUGAACAAAAUUGCUUGCAUCAAAAGGUCACUGAGUUCUCGCUCUCCGACCCCUUUCAGAAAAGGCCAAGUGUUGCUCUUCUUUUUUGUCAGCAGCUUGUAGUUUGCCAGGUAACCUUCCGGAGGAGGCGUCCACUACCCUCCAGCGUAAGGGCCUGACUGGGUUUGUCUGGUCCCCCAACUUGCCUGUACUGACAGGUCUGUGUGUCAUGGCCACGCCCUCCCAGGCCCAACCAACCACAACACUUCCUGUCUCUUUACUUUUCUCAGAGAGGAAUGCAUGUUAAAUUAAACACAUAUACCAUUAAAAAAGAAAAAAAAUCACAACAGUAAUAUUGAAUAAGAAAACAUGUUACACAGAAAGAUGUAUUUACAGUAUACAAUAUUCUCUCAAUGUAAUGGAAUAAAAUAUAUAUAUUAAAAAAUACAAAAAUAGAAUAGUGGUUUAUUAAGAAAAAAAAAAGAUUCCUGAAAAUAUACUCACUAAAGUUUUACCACUUGGAGAGUUAAAAUACAUGCAACACAAACACCAUAGCUAUAAGUAUGUUCUUUAUGUUGAUGUAAGCUGUGCUUCUAGUAGAUGAAACUGACCAAACAGGAAUGUAGUUCAACAUCAGGCAGAAUUUAAGUAUAAUUUCAGAUUGAAAUACUGUUUCGUGGUUUGGUCAUUAAGUCGUUAGUUUGAAAUAUUGUCCCGAUCGUCUUCGUCAUCUCUCAUCUCCUACAAGCACGCAUGCUUACGUUUAUGAUAUAAUGUAAACUGAAUUUUUUUUUUUCAUUUGUUGUUUGUUUUCUCUGCUUGUAGUGCUAAAAUGAUGUAUUCUGUCUUCUGCAGCAGUUUGUUUCUGCUUGUUUUACUGCUCCGGGCCCCCUGAAAGGAUGUGUUCUGUUUGCAUGCCAGCCACCUCCUCUGGAAGGCGCCUGUAGAGAAAACCUUGGAUUGUCACAGUCUAAAGCCAUAAAAUAUAAUCUCACCUGAAUGAAAAGUGUGAGACGCAACCGGAAAAGAAAUAGAGGUGGGGAAACCGUACCUUCUGAAACUGGCAGGAAUGUGUUUGUUGGGGUUUUAUUAACUACAACAUCAUGUAAUAAUUGAAUGUAGUUAAUAUAACCUGUGGUGUGCUGUGCCAAUUUUGAUGGGUGUGUGUGAUUAAGAAAUAUUGUCCCUGACACAUUUUUUCAUGGGGCCUGCUAUAUUUGAUUCUUGCUGUUAUGAAUAAAAAAUGUAAUAAAAAUUUACAAGCAAACUGAA
Messenger RNA from Scatophagus argus, 6021 nucleotides. Its product is annotated as muscleblind-like protein 1. Lineage: Eukaryota; Metazoa; Chordata; Actinopteri; Scatophagidae. The transcript has 11 exons. The record is from RefSeq and is a predicted model, not a curated record. Bases 1021 to 2220 code for a protein of 399 amino acids. Gene Ontology annotation, molecular function: metal ion binding.